AUGAAGAGGGGGAAGAAUGUUCCCGGGAGGCGUAUUUACAUGAAUUCCCGCAAGAACAACAAAAAAGCGUCGACAAAACAUAAUAAGUGGAUGUCAUUUUUGUUUUUUCAAAACUCUUUUUUUUUUUUUUUUUUGCUUUUUUUUUUUUUUUUUGCUUUGGAAGGUUCAAAAAGUGAUCUAGCGAUGGUCGAGGCUACCCCAGAUAUGGCAAAGUAUUGCUUUGCAGUGAUCUCCAGCAAGUUGAAGAAUGAGGCAAUUCCAGAGGCUCCCCAGAGUAUUUCCGACGACCCGUGCCCUGUGUUUGUCAGCCUCAAGACUGUCGAUGGCGCACUUCGAGGCUGUAUUGGGACCUUUGCUGCUGAGCCGCUACGUGGGCAGCUGAAAAAUUACGCUAUAGCCGCAUCAUGUGAAGACAGUCGUUUUCGUCCAGUUGAACUAAGUGAGCUUCCUUCUCUGAGUUGUACGGUUUACGUGCUUCACUCCUUCGAGAAGGCGGCGAACUGGAAGGACUGGGUUAUAGGCAUUCACGGGAUACGGAUUAGGUACAAAAAUUACUCUGCCACGUACCUUCCGUCCGUCAUGUCCGAGGAGGGGUGGAAUCAUACGCAAACCCUGAACCAUUUGCUGAGGAAGGCAGGGUAUGGAGGAGAUGUGACGGAGUCAUUUCUCGAUAAGGUGGAGGUGACCCGUUACCAGGAAAGCAAGGCCAGUGUUGAUUUUUUAUCGAUUUAUUCGGGGGUCUAA
Trypanosoma cruzi is the source of this 744-nucleotide messenger RNA. RefSeq lists its product as uncharacterized. Bases 1 to 744 code for a protein of 247 amino acids. The record is from RefSeq and is a predicted model, not a curated record. Lineage: Eukaryota; Euglenozoa; Kinetoplastea; Trypanosomatida; Trypanosomatidae. The transcript has a single exon.